This is a messenger RNA of Talaromyces atroroseus, 744 nucleotides long. RefSeq lists its product as hypothetical. The record is from RefSeq and is a predicted model, not a curated record. Bases 1 to 744 code for a protein of 247 amino acids. The transcript is spliced from 4 exons. Lineage: Eukaryota; Fungi; Ascomycota; Eurotiomycetes; Eurotiales; Trichocomaceae.
AUGCCCUUCUCAACAGACAUCACCAAUACCCUAAACGCUGAAGAUGUUAUCCCAGACAUCCUGCCUACAGGCACCAUAAUACGCCACAAUCUGAAGGUCUCAUUUCCGAAAGCUAAACUCGACAGACCCGGACAGAUGAUUGCUGUCAAUGAUACACAACCGAAGCCCACUGUCUUUGUGGAUCCACCUAUCGAAGCGGAUACAUUGCAGGAUAUCUAUACGCUUAUGAUGGUUGACCCGGAUCUCACCCACCGGCAUGACACUCGGUUCGGACAAGUUAGGCACUGGCUUGUAACCAAUUGCUCGGUGAGCAGUGCUGGGGAAAUAAUCGAUCUAAAAGCCAGAACUCUCUCGCCCUGGAUUGGACCGGCGCCUAUACCGGCGCAUCAUAUAGCUGAAAAACCGCAUCCAUCGCGCUACACCUUCAUUCUAUGCAAAACUAAAUCCGCUCCCUCCGAAAAGGAUACUAGGAGAGCCAAAUUAGAUGACAGCAUACUGCAAGAUCAAUACGAGGGACUAGCCAGUGAGCUUGGAAGCCCAUCCCAGGACCUCUUUGACCGGAGUAAAUUCAAUGCGCAGCAAUUUAUCCAGGCAAAUAAUUUGGAGGUUGUCGCUGCAACGUUCAUGCUCGUUGAAGGGGAUAUUACAAGCGGUGUGAGGAGCGCCGGGUUAGUGGCAAAUGCUGCUGGAAAUAAAAUUGUGGGUAUGGGACGAGAUAGCUGUCCUGUUGGAAGCAGUUAUUGA